AUGGCUCUUCGUGGCCUAUGCUCAGCACCGGUUACUUGUUCCACCUCAGGAGCUCCAUCCAGCUAUAGCAAGACAUAUGAGUGUGGCUCCCAUUGGGAUGUUGAUGUUUAUACAGGUUAUACAACAAGAAACAUUCUGUGCAUGCCUAUCGUGAGCAGAGGUAGCGUCAUAGGUGUUGUACAGAUGGUGAACAAACUUAGUGGAAGUGCCUUCUCUAAAACAGAUGAGAACAACUUCAAAAUGUUUGCUGUUUUCUGUGCUUUAGCCUUACACUGUGCAAACAUGUACCACCGAAUACGCCAUUCAGAGUGUAUUUACCGAGUAACUUUGGAAAAAUUGUCAUAUCAUAGUAUUUGCACUUCAGAUGAGUGGCAGAACCUCAUGAACUGCACCCUCCAGGAAUCUUUGUGUAAAGAAAUAGCACUAUAUCACUUUGAUAUUACACCAUUUGAAGACCUUUGGCCAGCAAUUUAUGUAUAUAUGAUCCAUCAAUCUUGUGGUAAGAACUGUUUUGAAUUAGAAAAGUUGUGCAGGUUCACCAUGUCGGUGAAAAAGAACUAUCGGCGAGUACCAUACCACAACUGGAAGCACGCAGUAACCGUAUCUCACUGCAUGUAUGUCAUCCUUCAACAUAACCAUGAUCUAUUCACAGACUUGGAG
This is a messenger RNA of Bombina bombina (fire-bellied toad), 660 nucleotides long. RefSeq names its product cAMP and cAMP-inhibited cGMP 3',5'-cyclic phosphodiesterase 10A-like. Lineage: Eukaryota; Metazoa; Chordata; Amphibia; Anura; Bombinatoridae. The transcript is spliced from 5 exons. The record is from RefSeq and is a predicted model, not a curated record. Gene Ontology annotation, molecular function: protein binding; 3',5'-cGMP-stimulated cyclic-nucleotide phosphodiesterase activity. The annotation marks the transcript as partial. Gene Ontology annotation, biological process: negative regulation of receptor guanylyl cyclase signaling pathway; signal transduction.